Molecule: messenger RNA, 456 nt
Organism: Durusdinium trenchii
Lineage: Eukaryota; Dinophyceae; Suessiales; Symbiodiniaceae
Source: the annotation of a GenBank genome assembly
AUGGACACACGCGAUCACAAUGAGUACGACAAGAUCAUUCAAAAGAUGAGAGAGUCUGCUGGCACCAUUGCCGACCUCUCGGAAGACGCGCGGCCUGCGGAGAUACAGGCCAUGAACGUGAAGUUGGAACAGCAGAAGAAGGAGGCGCAAGCAAGAGCUGCAGAGAAGGAGGAGAAAGGACCUAGCCGUAGCAAUCCUCCUGAAGACACGGAUGCGGCCAUCAUCAGCCAGGAGCAAGAUCCUUUGGACUUCGAGCAAGAUAGGCCGCAGGACAAGAACGACAAGAAGGCAUCCUCUGCUGACCAGAUGGCAGCAGACUUUGCCGAGUUGACUGAAACCAUGCGGAAGCUUGAGGACUUUGAGCAGACCCAGGAUGAGGAUCGGCCUCAACCAGAAACCCGGGUGGAGAGAGUGGAGGAGGGCGCUGGCUGGUGCUUCUGUGGCUGCGGAAAAUGA